CGUUGCACGUUACGAAUCAGACGGCUAUACGAUGUUGCUGAAGUUAAUUUUGCUCAAUUUACUGUUAGCGGCAUCCGAAGCAAACGAAAGACACAAAAGGUACCUCGUCUACCCGGACGGCGGCCCCGCCAGAGCUCAGUUUAUCAUCGGUUUGGGUGUCCCUGUUGAUUUAAAAGAAGCUUCUGUCACAGUCGGUACUGUCAUAAAAUUUCAAUAUGAUUUACCAACAAAUAGUACUGAAUACACGAGUCGAAUUUAUGGAUUCGCGAACACGGUAUCGAGAGAUAUGGGCGGUGAAUUAUCAGAAGAUGCUGAAGAAUCAAAUGAUAUUGACUCAGACACGUCUAGAGAUAUAAACGACAUAGAUGAUGAUGCCGUCAAUAGUGGUAAUGAUACGUUAGUAGAUAUAACAUUUGAUGAUAAAAGAAGAAAACGAUCACUUAUGUAUUCAGAAGGUUAUUCUGGAAAUUCUAUUGACAAAUUAGAUGUCAACACUGAAUUACCUUUAGAAGAAGCGAUUAGACGUCAAGAAAUUAUUGAUGAAAAACAUUUAGAAGCAGAAGAAGAACCGCAAAGGAUGAACAGAUGGGAUUUCUAUAAAAUCAUGGAACACAUGAUCGAAAGGUACGGCUAUUCAGGUAGACCUUGCUUGCUGCGGAGCAUCUGCGAGGCAGCUGAGGUGCCUUUCACAUACGAGAACGGGUUGCUUGGAGAAAUUGGUCAUAUAUUAUUCACGCCAUCAACGACUAAAGACAGCUUGUCACAUCACACUGACAAUGAAUACCACGCGGCAGAGAGGCUCGGAAGGGAAGCUGGCAACAGCUGUGAGAUGAUGUUCCCCGAAUGUGAAUCAUCGAUACUGGAAACCUUUACUGGUAUUGGAAUGGAAACCUUGCACAAAUUUGGGUUGUUUUAA
Vanessa atalanta (red admiral) is the source of this 916-nucleotide messenger RNA. RefSeq lists its product as uncharacterized. The record is from RefSeq and is a predicted model, not a curated record. The transcript is spliced from 4 exons. NCBI's taxonomy places the organism in Eukaryota, Metazoa, Arthropoda, Insecta, Lepidoptera, Nymphalidae. The coding region runs from base 32 to 916 and encodes 294 amino acids.